AUGGAGUGGGAGCUCAACUUUCUGCUCUACCUGGCGCUCUUCUUCUUUCUGCUCUUCUUACUUUUCCUCCUGCUCUUCGUGGUCAUCAAGCAGCUGAAGAACUCGGUGGCCAAUACGGCCGGGGCGCUCCAGCCCGGGCGUCUCUCCCUGCACCGGGAGCCUUGGGGCUUCUCCCGCGAGCAAGCGGGGUGGAAACUUGGAACUAGCCUCUGUGCCCUGAUGGCAGCAGCCAUCUGCAGCGUGCAGGAUGUGACCUCGCCCCAUCCCAGCCUCUGUGCCCUGAUGCCAGCGGCCAUCUGCAGCGUGCAGGACCUGACCUCUCCCCAUCCCAGCCUCUGUGCCCUGAUGGCAGCGGCCGUCUGCAGCGUGCAGAACCUGACCUCUCCCCAUCCCGGCCUCUGUGCCCUGAUGGCAGCGGCCGUCUGCAGCGUGCAGGAUGUGACCUCACCCCAUCCCAGCCUCUGUGCCCUGAUGGCAGCGGCCAUCUGCAGCAUGCAGGAUGUGACCUCUCCCCAUCCCGGCCUCUGUGCCCUGAUGGCAGUGGCCAUCUGCAGCGUGCAGGAUGUGACCUCGCCCCAUUCCAGCCUCUGUGCCCUGAUGGCAGUGGCCAUCUGCAGCGUGCAGGACCUGACCUCCACCGUGUUGGCGGCCUGA
Messenger RNA from Rangifer tarandus platyrhynchus (Svalbard reindeer), 654 nucleotides. The record is from the annotation of a GenBank genome assembly. Lineage: Eukaryota; Metazoa; Chordata; Mammalia; Artiodactyla; Cervidae.